AGCAGCCCCCGGGCUAGCCGUGCGCGGAGGGGCGGCGCCCCCGGCUGGCCACCGCCCAGCGGCACUCGGCCGGUCCGCGCGUCCGUCCCGGCGCGGCCGCCAUGACCUGGAGCGCCACGGCCCGGGGCGCCCACCAGCCCGACAACACCGCGUUCACGCAGCAGCGCCUCCCCGCCUGGCAGCCGCUGCUGUCGGCCAGCAUCGCGCUGCCGCUCUUCUUCUGCGCGGGCCUGGCCUUCAUCGGCUUGGGCCUGGGUCUCUUCUACUCCUCCAAUGGCAUCAAGGAGCUCGAGUACGACUACACCGGCAACCCGGGCACCGGCAACUGCUCCGUGUGCGCCCUGGAGGACCAGGGCCGCGCGCCGCCAAUUCGCUGCUCGUGCUCCUGGUACUUCUCGCUGCCCGAACUCUUCCCAGGCCCGGUCUACCUCUACUACGAGCUGACCAACUUCUACCAAAAUAACCGGCGCUACGGCGUGUCCCGCGACGACGCGCAGCUGAGCGGGCUGCCCAGCGCGCUGCGCCACCCGGCCAACGAGUGCGCCCCCUACCAGCGCAGCGCCACCGGCCUGCCCAUCGCGCCCUGCGGCGCCAUCGCCAACAGCCUCUUCAACGACACCUUCUCGCUGUGGCACCAGCGCCAGCCCGGCGAGCCCUACGUCGAGGUGCCGCUCGAUCGCACCGGCAUCGCCUGGUGGACCGAUUGCCACGUCAAGUUCCGCAACCCGCCUCUGGUGAACGGCAGCCUGGCGCUGGCUUUCCACGGCACGGCGCCCCCGCCCAACUGGCACCGGCCGGUGUACGAGCUGAGCUCCGAUCCCAACAACACCGGCUUCAUCAACCAGGACUUUGUGGUGUGGAUGCGCACCGCGGCGCUGCCCACAUUCCGCAAGCUGUACGCGCGCAUCCGCCAGGGCAACUACUCCGCCGGACUGCCGCGCGGCGCCUACCGCGUCAACAUCACCUACAACUACCCGGUGCGAGCCUUCGGCGGCCACAAGCGCAUCGUCUUCAGCAACAUCUCCUGGAUGGGCGGCAAGAAUCCCUUCCUGGGCAUCGCCUACCUGGUCGUGGGCUCCCUCUGCAUCCUCAUGGGCUUUGUCAUGCUGGUGGUCUACAUUCGCUACCAGGACCAGAGCGAUGAAGAGGAAGACGAGGAAUGAUUCCUGCUCUCAAAGUACCCUUCCGGCUACUUGCCAAAACCCUUGCGAGUUUCGUAGGUUUCUCGCCCUCGAUUCCAAUCCCAAUUCCAAUUCCAACCUUUCCUCGCUUUUCCUCCUGUUGUGAUGAGGGGACCAGAGGGACAUAUUAAACCCACUUGCUGGGGUGUUUGGAUGGUAGAAUGAGACAUCUUGGCAAAUUCUCCCCAUCUUCACGAUUUCCCGAGUUGACUGACCUCUUAUGUUCUUAAAGUCGCAUUUCAGCGUGGAAGGGACGGUGGAGAUUCCUGUUCAACUUCUAUUUGAUGAAAAGACGGAGACCUAGAUACAUUAAAUUACUUAUUCAAGGUCACGUAGCUACUCGUUGGCUCCUGACUCUAACUUUUACCACUACAACAGUGGUUUUCUUGGGGGAGGGUGGAGGAGAGAGUGAAGCCCAUAAAUAACUUGCAGAGGUGUGGAGGGGUGGGAGAGAAUAUGUUUGUGAGAAAUGUAGACAGAUUAGGAGGCGCCGUCCCCAGCCUGGAGUGAGCCUCCUGAAGCUGUGUUUCUCCUGUAUUCCCUCAUAUUUGGGAAUCACCGUCCUGAAUUAGGGAGCAAAUAGAAUACUGGCUAUUUAAUCCCUGUUUCCUCGUGUGUCUGAGGCUGGGCCUGAAUCAGUCACGUGAGUCCAGCUUCUCAGGUAGUCAUUUGUUCCCAGGGGCCGUGACUAUCAUAAUGUUGCAAGUUUUGUCCACCGUCCUGCCUUCCAUAUAGAAAGCACUCCAUGAGGAUGAGUGAAAAAGAAUUUGCUGUCUCUAGAAAUCUGGCAUACAGAUUUGCAAAACAGGAUUUGUAUCAAUUGACUUAAUAUUGGAGGUUUAAAGUGAACAAAACCACUUUGCCAUAUACUGUGUAGAAACUUGAAAAUGCCAGGUCAGUUUGUACAGCUUGGAGUGAAUGUUUUAACCUUAGAAUCAGAUAGAUGGAAGGGGUCUCAGAGGGAAAAUCAUUUCCCUAAAGUCAUACCUGUGUCUCUUGGCUCCUGACUCAGUCCUCUUCCUCAUCUAAAUUAUUUUUUAUGCUUAGAGAAAAAAGUUUUCCUUCAUGCAUAUAUUUUCCCUGGAGGCUAAGAAAAACUUUAAUCUCUGUUCUCAAGUGAAGCAUGCUUGUUUGUAGUAAUUGUUUUAAAGGAAUGCUUAGGAAUAUGGUCCUAUAUAUUAUCUAGAAUCUUAAGACUUGUUUGAAACUUCAAGAUAAUUUUAAAGUCUGACUGCUGUAACAUUAUCCCAAUGUAUGGAAAGUUAUUCUAAGCUAUAGACUGCUUUUUAAAGAAACACCUUUUUACUGUAAAACAAAGCAAAACCAAAACUCCUUAGUGAUAUCAUCUUAAUCAGUUUAUUUCUGGAAAGUAAACAAUUAUUUGGUAUUCUGUCAGAAUCCUCCAGUGCCUGCUUUCUAUUAUAGCUACUUCCCAGUUAAUACUGUUUUUGUUCAUGCCUGUAAGGUACUACGAGACCCUGAUGUAUUAUUUUAGUAGCCGAAGAAUAUUGAAUUGUAUUGAAUUAUUUACAUUAAUUUUAUUAUACUCUGUUCUAGUUCUUUGAAAAUUAAUAAUUGAUGGACACUAGGAAUGUUCACUGAUCUCUGUCUCAGACCUUCUGGAUCAGUUUUGAUUUAAUAUUCUGUCCCACUAUUUUACAAAAGCCAAAAUAUAUUUUAGCAAUUCUAAUGUGUUGGCUUUCCAGUUCCAGAAUGUGACACAAUUUUAUUGUCAGAUUUCAUAUUGCGAUUUUAGACUAUGAAAGUAUGGUCAUUUUAUGUAUAUAAGAUAAUUUUUUAUGAAUGUUUGAUUGAGCAACUUACUAGCCUCGCUUUCUUUACGUUGGAGAAGAGAAUUUACCACUUUCUUACUAUGGUUGAGGGCGAUCAUGUAUUUUGCUAUCAUUUUUACAAUAUUCAGCCCAUUGCUCUAAAAUGUUUAAUGAGACUUCAAAACUUAAGGUGUUCUGAUUAAAUCAAUGAAUGUGGCUCCAGGCCCUAUUCUCGGGGUUUUUGAAAGAGAAGAAAGGUUAUGUUUGUCUUACCUUUGUUAUCACAUUUGCUUAAUUCUUUUGAACUAUGAUCUUAAAGGCACAAACAGUACUAACCACUUUGUUCACGUGUUAUUAGCAGGUUUUUAUUGCAGCAAGAGAAUCAUCUUUCAAAAGAGUAAACUCAAUGUUUCAGUGUUAACUUCCUAAAACACAAUUUGAACUUAUAUGAACAUCAGCAUGUAAUACGAAUUAGAUGAUCUUCAACUGUUGCUUGAAUUUGGUAAAAUGUGGUCAAUUUAAAAAAUAAUAUGAAAAUUUAUUAAAGAAUAUGAUUGUAGCAGUCUUCUCCA
Hyaena hyaena (striped hyena) is the source of this 3525-nucleotide messenger RNA. RefSeq names its product transmembrane protein 30B (gene CDC50B). The transcript has a single exon. Gene Ontology annotation, biological process: phospholipid translocation. The record is from RefSeq and is a predicted model, not a curated record. NCBI's taxonomy places the organism in Eukaryota, Metazoa, Chordata, Mammalia, Carnivora, Hyaenidae. Gene Ontology annotation, cellular component: Golgi apparatus; endoplasmic reticulum; plasma membrane. The coding region runs from base 102 to 1163 and encodes 353 amino acids.